Manihot esculenta (cassava) is the source of this 2003-nucleotide messenger RNA. RefSeq names its product protein PMR5. The transcript has 6 exons. Lineage: Eukaryota; Viridiplantae; Streptophyta; Magnoliopsida; Malpighiales; Euphorbiaceae. The coding region runs from base 716 to 1927 and encodes 403 amino acids. Gene Ontology annotation, cellular component: Golgi apparatus. The record is from RefSeq and is a predicted model, not a curated record. Gene Ontology annotation, molecular function: O-acetyltransferase activity.
UAAUGGAUUUAAUUCGGUUCUGAAGAAAAUAUACUUCCAUUGAACUGAACGGACCAAACUCCUCCCUAAAAUGCUGCGUUUUGUUCAUUUUACUUUAGGGUUUACCAGUCCACUCUCUCUCUUGACGCUCGGUCUCUUCUCUCCACUAUCCACUCUCGUCUCCCCUAAAUCCCAAGUCUUUCUGCCUUUCUGCUUCUUAAAUCUCACUUCUACGCCUUUUCUUUGCCGCUCAACACUCGACAGUUGUGACUCGUGAGGCGUGUGUUCCGCGUGGGCGAGAGGCAACGGUGUCGGCACUUAAAGUCUUUAACCGAUGGUCCUGGCAUUCUCGACACCGCUCAGCCUAUAGAGAGACCACAUCCCUUCUCCCAUUCUUGAUUGUCGGUGUGACUCCACUCCUUGCCGCGAUACAAAUUGCUCCAUCUCCCUACUGAUUUUCUCGCCAAGAGCUUCUUUUCAUGCGUUCGACUCGUUUCUGCUGCUAUUUCUUUAAGAAUCCGAGCUCAUGCGUAUGGACACACAAUACAGCAGCCAAAACCUCGCAAGCCACGUCCCAAAGAUCCCAAGAUUUUAACUCACGUGAGCCCAUCUCAGCUAUCUUCACAUGCACACAAAACCCCUUCAAAGAAAAACCCCUAUUUUCUUUUUCGCUCACUAACCCAUGUUUUUUCUUUAUUGAAGUCUAAAGCUUUUUCUUUAGCCAUCCUUGGUCCUUAUGAUGCCUUUGGGUUCUGAAAUGCCAAUGUUAUUCAGCCAAUCUUCUAGCAAUCUGGCUAGUAGAUAUUGGUGUUUGACUAUCCUAUUUUUGGUGGUCUUAGAAACACAGAUUGCAUCUUCAGCUUUGAUAUUGAGCUUAAGAAAUCACCAUAAGAAGCAGCACAAUGCAAUGCCAAAGUUUCAAGCAAAUCAGAGCACUUGUGCAUUAUUUGUGGGAACUUGGGUUAGGGAUGACACUUACCCUCUUUACGAAUCAUCUAACUGUCCCUUUAUUGAGCCCCAAUUCAACUGCCAAAUGUACGGUCGACCGGACUCCGAUUACCUAAAGUAUAGAUGGCAGCCUCUCAACUGUGAACUCCCAAGGUUCAAUGGGAUUGUAUUUCUGGAAAAUAUGAAAGGGAAAACGAUGACAUUUGUGGGUGAUUCGCUUGGGAGGAAUCAAUGGGAGUCUUUGAUUUGUAUGAUAUUAGCUGAUAAUCCUUCUACUUCUACGCAAAUGAGCAGAGGAUUGCCUUUGUCCAUCUUCAAGUUCUUGGACUAUGGAAUUUCAAUGAUGUAUUACAAGGCUCCAUAUCUGGUGGACAUAGAUGUGGUACAAGGGAAGAGAAUCCUAAAACUGGAAGAAAUUUCAGGCAAUGGAAAUGCUUGGCACAAUGCUGACGUUUUGGUAUUUAACACGGGUCAUUGGUGGAUUCACCAAGGAGGUGACCAAGGAUGGGAUUACAUGGAAUCAGGAGGCACCUAUUACAAAGACAUGGAUCGAUUGGUUGCUUUGGAGAAAGCGCUAAGAACAUGGGCCCAGUGGGUUGAUUCCAACAUCGACUCUUCUUCGACUAGGGUUUUUUUCCAGUCUAUCUCUCCUACACAUUACGAUCCAAGUGAAUGGAGCUCGGUGGUGUCGGGAACGGCGACCACAAAAAAUUGUUACGGUGAGACGUUACCGAUGACCGGAACAAUGAAUCCAAGUGCAUACCCAGAUCAAAUGAGAGUGUUGGAUGAGGUAAUUAGGGAUAUGCAUAGCCCUGCAUAUUUGCUGGACAUCACAAUGCUUUCUGAGCUGAGGAAAGAUUGCCAUCCAUCUAUAUAUAGUGGUGACUUAACCCCUGACCAGAGAGCUAACCCUUACCGCUCAGCAGAUUGCAGCCACUGGUGUCUUCCUGGGCUGCCUGAUACUUGGAACCAAUUAUUCUAUACUGCUUUGUUCUUUUAAACCUAAUUAAUGCAAUCUCUUAAUUAACCAUUUCUUUUUACCUACUAAUCUUAAUCAAGGAACCAAUUGCAGCCAA